Panonychus citri (citrus red mite) is the source of this 1170-nucleotide messenger RNA. RefSeq lists its product as uncharacterized. NCBI's taxonomy places the organism in Eukaryota, Metazoa, Arthropoda, Arachnida, Trombidiformes, Tetranychidae. Bases 151 to 1137 code for a protein of 328 amino acids. The transcript has a single exon. The record is from RefSeq and is a predicted model, not a curated record.
UAGAGUAAUUGAUUAAUAGUGUUUAGAAAUGUCAAACACACAUUAUAAUAAGACAUAAAGUACAAUUCUAUUUUAAAGGUCAUUUCAAUCAAUUGAGGUAACUUACAGUCCAGUAAGAAUCCAGGAAGUUAUCAGAUUAAAGUGAUAAUCAUGAUUAGCCCACUUGGUGGUAUGCAAAUAUUUAUUUACCAAUGGAUUCACCCUUCAAGUUUAUAUGCUCAAUCAAUUUUGAGACAAAAUCGAUUAAGUCAGAUAAUCCAUAUAUUAGUGACUCUAGUGUUAAUCGUCAAAGGUUUAUUUGGACUGUUUAUUAUUUUCUACGAAUCAGACUAUUCGAAUAACAUAAUUGCCAAGAUUGAAACAAUUUGGAGUGCAUUUAUUUAUAUAAUGUACGGAAUAACGAGUGCUUAUUAUUUGGUUGAUCGUUCGUUAUUCAUUGAGUUCUUAAAAAGUUAUACCGAGAUAAUUGAUCAUGAUAAAACUUUUGCUUCUGAAUUUACCACGAAACAGUUCACAAAGAUUAAAUUGUUCGUAUUGUAUUGUUUCUGUUAUGAAACGUCUUAUGAGAUAGUAAAAUGUGACCUUCGAUAUAUUCCCGAAGCUUUAGUGAGUCCAGACAAUUAUCUUGUAAAAUACUCUUUGAUUACUAUUAUACUUUUUUUCUAUAAAUUCGGCAUUCUGAGUCAAUUUCAUUUCAUUCUCGAGAUUUGUUUCCAUUUGGAAGCGGUUUUCGCUGUCCAUAAACGUUGUCUCAACACUUUAUCAUUCGAUUAUCUAGAUUUGAGAAAAGAUAUUCCAGAACAAAAGAUUCGAUUAAGUCGAUUUAUCUACUCAAAGAUCAUCAAGACUUGUAAAAUAAUCGAUAAGUUUCUGUUUCUUUCGUUGCUUACUUUUUAUAUUUUCUUCGUUGGACUUGAUCUGUUUGCAAUUCGCGGUUAUUUCGUCAAACCAAGGCCCAGUUUAGUUUUCACGAUAUUCAAAUUCUUUGGAGAGACAAACUAUCUAAUAUUGAUAACAUACCAUCUAAUUAAAGUUAAUCAACUAUCGAAUAAACUUUUCAACAAAGUUUACGAACUUUCAUUCGAUAACAAAUCAUUUGGAUUCGUUAAUGAGGUAAGAAAUUCUCUUUGUUUAUAAACCUAAUGAAAUCUUCAAUUCAAUAUUCUAAUC